AUGAACACACAGGCCUGUGACCGCUGCCGACGUCGCAAAUCCCGAUGCGAUAAAAUCUCACCCUCAUGCGGACCCUGCCGAAAAGUCGGCACUGCAUGCAAGUAUGUCGACCGAGCAAAAGACCGACGGGAGAUGGUUGAAAGACUCCAGCGUCGACUGAAACAGGCCGAAGCCAAUAAUUCAAGAUUGGCUGCUCGACUGGCGCACUCCGAACUAGGAACAUCACCCCAGACGGAGUUCGGACGGGCGUCCGAACCGAGCCCGGAUCCUGAUGUUGACCAAUCUGCCGAAGAUGAAGAUGGAGGACGAGAUCGUGGAGAUGAAGUCAUGGAGGAGGUCUCCUUUCUCUCGCGCCGUGCCGGGGGAGAGCAUCAUUUCCUCGGCUCAGCCAGUGGCAUUCCUUUUGCGAAUUUGGUCAGUACGACUGUCGAAGUGACCUCGAGAAACUGCCAGAAGCGGGCUUCUGGGCCUACAGGUAUCCAAUCGACUCCGAAAUCUUCGGCUCUACCUUUUGAUGCCUUUUUCCUUCCUCCGGAGCGAGUUGCUCGUGAUCUUCACCGUGCAUAUUUCGAAAAUGAUCAUCUUUCGUACCCCUUUCUUCAUCGGGGGACUGCAAUUGAUGCCCUGAAUAGGGCUUAUGCAGACACCCAGUAUCUAGAGAGAGAUAGUUUUGCUGGGUUUGCUUUCGACAUGAUUCUGGCUAUCGCAACGGCGAGUGUGCACAAGUUCGACUUGGAAUCAUUGCCCAACGCUGAGGGUUAUCAACUAAGAGCGGCACAGAGACUCCACAAGGUGUUAGAAAAGGGCAGUAUACAGGCUUUACAAGCUAUCCUAUUGCUUGGGCAAUAUCGUAUGAUCAGCUCUAUCCAAGAUACUUCAAGUAGUAUGUGGCAUAUUGUUGGUAUUGCCUCGAGAAUGUGUUUGGAGCUCGGUCUACACCGCGAGCAGGUCUAUAAAGUACCAAGAGGAACCGGUUCGAGUGACACUUCACAGCAACUUAUCGCUCAUGAAGUACGUCGGCGCUGUUUUUGGUGCGUUGUUGCUAUGGAUAGAGUCGUCAGCAUAACACUAGGAAGACCACUUGCAAUCCAUCUCCAAGAUGCAGACGUUGCCCUGCCUGAUCCGAGUCUGGACGCCAUCGUAAACCACUGCGAGUCCGACACCGACCAGCUACCACCAACAUUCUGCAGAACAGCGCUAUUCGUGCAUAUAGUACGAUAUCGCAUAAUAUGCGGAGAUAUCUUGUCCGCACUUCACAGCGGCUCCACUCGAACCCAGACGGACGAGGUACCGGCUCUUGCAGCACGAGAAAGACUAGCCAACGAACUAGCAACCUGGCGUCGUGAUACGGCAGAUCUUUCUCUCUCAGACGUCGAUUUAUCGAGCACACUACCAGGCGAUAGAUCCAGCUUCCGGACGCGGGAGUGGUACGAGAUCCUCUAUCAUAAUGCCCUCUUGAUGCUAUACAGACCAUCACCAGGUCUUUCGUCAGCAUCGUCGCGAGAUGCAGUAGUCCUACAGACCAUAUUCGUCGCAGCGAAACAAGCUAUAACACUAUAUGCCCAUCUGCACCGUUCCCGACGAAUCAAUUAUACAUGGAUUACGCUGCACUCGGUCUUCAUGGCUGGCCUUUCAUAUGUAUACGCAGUGGGUCGACACUUCCGCUCUCAUAAAUGGAACUUAUCCAAAAAUGCACCCACAGCACUGCUAGAUACCGACCCGACGAUCUUCGAGAUCGUGAAUGACUCAAGAGUGUGUUCGAAUGUCUUGGUCGCCAUAUCGGAGAGGUGGAAUGUUACAAAGAACUGCCAUGAUGUGUUUAAUCGUCUCAGCGAUGCAAUGCUAUCUGAUGCUGUAGAGUAUCAUACCAAACGAUCUGGACCCACGGGAGAUAUGAUGCCGAAUAGCUCAAUCUCGGCUGGUGUCACUGCUAAUCCCACUUUGAGUUAUUGGUCAAUUGAUGAGACAGGACCAGCAUCGCUCGCGGUUGAUUCUGUUCUGCAUGAGUGUUUUGAGGACCUGCAAAGUUUCCAGCCCUAUGGUUGUGGAGACGAUCCCGUUGGACAAUUAUCGCAUGACUGGCUUGGAGAGAUUGGGGGGAUGGGUCUGCAUAUGCCUCCUAUAUGGUAA
Messenger RNA from Penicillium nucicola, 2130 nucleotides. Its product is annotated as transcription factor. The transcript has 2 exons. Gene Ontology annotation, biological process: positive regulation of transcription by RNA polymerase II; DNA-templated transcription. Gene Ontology annotation, molecular function: DNA-binding transcription factor activity, RNA polymerase II-specific; zinc ion binding; sequence-specific DNA binding. The record is from RefSeq and is a predicted model, not a curated record. Bases 1 to 2130 code for a protein of 709 amino acids. NCBI's taxonomy places the organism in Eukaryota, Fungi, Ascomycota, Eurotiomycetes, Eurotiales, Aspergillaceae.